Messenger RNA from Lacerta agilis (Sand lizard), 3288 nucleotides. It is a transcript of the gene SAR1A, whose product is annotated as secretion associated Ras related GTPase 1A. The transcript has 7 exons. NCBI's taxonomy places the organism in Eukaryota, Metazoa, Chordata, Lepidosauria, Squamata, Lacertidae. Gene Ontology annotation, biological process: membrane organization; endoplasmic reticulum to Golgi vesicle-mediated transport; vesicle organization. The record is from RefSeq and is a predicted model, not a curated record. The coding region runs from base 122 to 718 and encodes 198 amino acids. Gene Ontology annotation, molecular function: GTP binding; GTPase activity. Gene Ontology annotation, cellular component: COPII vesicle coat; endoplasmic reticulum exit site.
UCCGGCGUGUCGCUGGCGGCUGAGGAGCGAGAGCGGAGGGCUGAGGGGGAGCCGUCGCUUUACGCCGUCGUUGGUCAAGGCUGCUGGUGCUGCCGCCCAGUCCGGCAAUUGAUCUCCCACAAUGUCAUUCAUAUUUGAAUGGAUCUACAAUGGCUUCAGCAGUGUUCUGCAGUUUCUAGGAUUAUACAAGAAGUCUGGAAAGUUAGUUUUCUUGGGUUUGGAUAAUGCAGGCAAAACCACUCUUCUGCACAUGCUUAAGGACGACAGGUUGGGUCAGCAUGUGCCUACCCUGCAUCCAACAUCAGAAGAACUGACAAUUGCAGGAAUGACUUUCACAACUUUUGAUCUCGGUGGCCAUGAACAAGCUCGGCGUGUUUGGAAGAAUUAUCUACCAGCGAUUAAUGGGAUUGUCUUUUUAGUGGACUGCGCAGAUCAUGCACGUCUUUUGGAGUCCAAAGUGGAGCUUAAUGCACUAAUGACUGAUGAAACAAUAUCAAAUGUGCCAAUUCUUAUCUUGGGUAACAAAAUUGACAGACCAGAAGCUAUCAGUGAGGAGAAGCUGCGAGAGAUUUUUGGGCUUUACGGGCAGACCACAGGAAAGGGGAAUGUGCCACAGAAGGACUUGAACACACGUCCCAUGGAAGUGUUCAUGUGCAGUGUACUGAAGAGGCAAGGCUACGGUGAAGGUUUUCGUUGGCUAUCACAGUAUAUUGACUGAUAUUUGGAGAGAAAUCUGCUCCUGGACUGAUCCUGUUCACAGCUUCCUUAUGGACUUUUCUAUUAGAACAUGGAAGGCUCUCCAACCACAUACUGGCAAUGACUGAGAGACUCCUGUCUUCACUUACCCUAUAUCACAGUGGUGACACAAUUCUUUUCCCUUUGUCUGGGAGAUAACAUUCUACACACUGGUGCAGGUUGUUGUCACUUCCAGUUGCCAUUGUUUCCCAUGGAAACCAUGGCUUUCAGUUACAAUGGGGCUGGUGAGUUGGAAUGCAGAACUGCACACAGCACUCUUAAUGGCUGGAAAAGAGAACCUGUCUCACCACUGUGGCCAAUUGACUUUGGAAAAAGCAGCUCUAUUUUUUAAAGAAAGUGUUUAAUGUAAACGGUGUCCCUUUAGAUUUCUUAAGUUAGCAUUCAUCUUGUUUGGGCCAGAAUUCGAUAGGGUUUUUAUUAAUCUAUUUAAAUGUUGUUUAGAUAGAGAGAUCCCAAAUUACUGAACCAGCUAUCAUGAUAUUAAUCAUCCUUAGUGAACAGAAAGAUGGGCUCAGUUGCCCUGUAAGAUGGUUGUGCUGUCACACUGUUUGAUCAUGAAGAUGGUGCUGUUGGGACUGACUUGUGCAAUGAUUUGUUUUCUUUAAUUUACAGGGGUUUUAGUUGGGGAGGGAAAUGGAACGCACAUGCAGACACACUUGUUCUAGCUUUCCAUGUCAUUAUGCAUAGGAGUCUGAAAUGCAGUUAAUCACCUUAGCCCACCUCUCAAAGUUACCACCACUUCCUUUGUCAGCAGUCUUCUUAUCCCCCUUCUCUGCAGCAGCAGUGGAACAGUUGUCUCAGGCUUGUGAUAUGGCUUGUUCUACAUUGCAGGCAACUGCUGGAAAAAAAUGCAGUAGAAAUCAUGAAUUUAUUUUGUUGGGUUACUGUAGCAUUAAAUUUUUUCCACCAAAUGCAUAUCAUAAUGCUGUUAAUGUAAACUAACCCUGUUUCUUUUAUAUUCAACAGAGCUUGUGUUUGAAAUUUCAUUAUUUGCCUAGACAUCUUCAUUUUCCAUUUUAAAGAAACCACAAGUAUACAUCAUUCUCCUUUAAAGGAGUAUGAUGGGGCUUUAGCAGAAAUUAUUUUAGUGCUCGCUGGCAGUGUCUUUCACUGAUAGAUGCAAGGGAUUGGUGGCUUAGAGUCUGAAAACUCUUGAGGUGACUUGUGUGCUAAAUUUUGUUACAGAAGAUGAAAUGCAAAGGGCAAAACACCAGAAGAACUCUUGCUUUUGUGCCAUAGGCACUUUUUUAUGCUGAAAGGUGCAUUCUUUUGCUAGGACUUCAGUAGGUUAACUUGAUAGUUAGUUCCUGUGAUCUAGCACCUUUUGUCUCUGCAUCAAAAUCUUUGAAAGGGAAAUAAGUCCUUAACAUAACCAUUAAUAGUUUGAAAUUCCAGAGUUUCUUGUGCUGGUGGUGUGAAAAUCGUUUUGUUUUUUUAAAAAACUUCUGAGUUUUGUCACAUUCACUCAGCGCUUGGGCAUGUAAAAAUGUGUUGCUCCUUUACCCAAACACUUAAUGGAUUCCACUGAAGCAUGUAAUGCAGCUGUAAAGACAGGAGAAUUUACACUCUCUAUGCCAGCAAGAGGAAUGGAAUGUAUUGCUAACAUGGUACACUUAAAUUGCACCGUUUGAUGCAUCUGACUUGUAAAGCUUAAUACAGUUGGGGUACUCCCAGGGUAGUUUAAGCUGAAUCGUCAUUAGAAAGAAGCGUGCGACAGUAAACUCUUCCUGAAAAGCAUAACUAGAAGUCUGAUCAGGAUCAGGAAGGCUCUCUUUCCACUUACAGAAUACUUGUAAUUCUUGACCUAUUUGCAGUGUCUUCACCAAAAAUGGCUGCAUAUAGCAUCAUCAUUGAGUUCUCUUUUAAUCUUGUCUCUGUGAAGCCUUUUGAUUUUACAGAAGCUUUUCAAUCUGUAAAUAUCUCCCCAGGCCACCGUGCCUAUGACUGUGUGGCCAAGGAGGUGUAGAGAACCACGUCAAAAUACAGUGGUCAUGCAAACACACUUCACUUUAACCGAUCAGUUACUACAUUAUUUGAAUCUCCGGUAUUGACCACCUAGAGUUCUGUUGGCUGUUACAUUCAAGGAAUGCUAAUGGAAUUGUUCUUGAAACAAUAUGCGACCUGGUAACCCCUUACCUGAAGUGACAUACUCCAGUUCCAUGCUUAAAGGGAAGACCCCAGUAAACAGAGCUAUAAAAUUUGUGCCUGGUAGAGGCAUAGUUUUCUAUGAAGGUGGUGUCUCAGCCACUGGAGAAAGUAUUUGUGAAUAGCUCUGACCUUUUCCCCCUCCGCCUUGCCAUGUAUUGUCAUUAGACAACUCUUAACUCCUUGCAAUGUAUGGAUAUAAAGUUUAAUAUAUACUUUAGAAACUGGAUUACAGAUUGGAAGGCGAGAGAACAUGUCAUUCUGUUAGCAAAAUGUUUUAACUUCCCAUUUCUGGAAACGUGAAACAUGUUUGCAGAGAAGGUUUGUCUGUAUCCAAAACAUUUUAAUAAAGUUUUUUUUAAAAAAAAAAACAACAAGAACAACCCA